Messenger RNA from Spizellomyces punctatus DAOM BR117, 1239 nucleotides. RefSeq names its product ribosomal protein P0. NCBI's taxonomy places the organism in Eukaryota, Fungi, Chytridiomycota, Chytridiomycetes, Spizellomycetales, Spizellomycetaceae. Gene Ontology annotation, molecular function: large ribosomal subunit rRNA binding; structural constituent of ribosome. The record is from RefSeq and is a predicted model, not a curated record. Gene Ontology annotation, cellular component: cytosolic large ribosomal subunit. The transcript has 4 exons. The coding region runs from base 93 to 1028 and encodes 311 amino acids. Gene Ontology annotation, biological process: ribosome biogenesis; ribosomal large subunit assembly; cytoplasmic translation.
AGUUCUCAGCCAAAGAUUUUCAUCCAACUGGGUACUCAAAGUGACCUGUCUUGAAAUUCCGAUCUAAUAGGAGCCCCUUGCACACGCCAAAGAUGUCAAAGGGAGACGGUCGCGCGAAGAAGGAAGUUUACUUCCAAAAGCUUUCCCAGCUUCUCGAGGAGUACCCGACGAUCUUCAUCGUCAACGUGGAUAAUGUCAGCAGUAACCAGAUGCACCAAGUUCGUCACAGCCUUCGUGGUGAUGCCGUGGUUCUCAUGGGCAAGAACACCAUGGUUCGACGGGCUCUCCGCAAUUUGAUCGCGGAUAACCCGAACUACGAGAAGCUUCUAACUGUCAUCAAAGGCAACGUUGGUUUUGUCUUCACCAAGGGUGACCUGAAGGAGAUCCGUGAGAGGAUUGUUGCCAAUCGGGUACAGGCUCCUGCCAAAGCUGGCGCUGUUGCCCCUGUCGAUGUCACCAUCCCCGCUGGUAACACUGGGAUGGAACCUGGAAAGACGUCCUUCUUCCAGGCAUUGGGCAUUCCCACCAAGAUCGCUAAGGGUACCAUUGAAAUCGUCAACGAUGUACCUCUGAUCCAUGCUGGCAGCAAAGUUGGUGCCUCUGAGGCCACUUUGCUAAACAUGAUGAACAUUUCUCCCUUCACGUACGGUAUGACGAUUCAGGCAGUGUACGAUAACGGUACCAUUUUCUCCCCAGAAAUCUUGGAUAUCGAUGAAUCGGAUCUUUUGGCUAGCCUCGUUCAGGGCAUCACAACCAUUGCCGCCGUAUCCAUGGCCAUUGGGUACCCUACCAUUGCAUCAGUUCCCCACCUUUUGAUCAAUGGUUACAAGAACUUGAUCAGCAUUGGUCUUACCACUGAGUACUCUUUCGACGCUGUUGAGAAGGUGAAGGAGAUCCUUGCUGAUCCUUCCAAAUUUGCAGUUGCGGCUGCGCCUGCUGCUGCCGCCACGGAAGCUGCACCGGCUGCUGCGAAAGAGGAAGAAAAGGAGGAAUCUGACGACGACAUGGGCUUCGGAUUGUUUGAUUAGAAUAUUGGAGAAUGUUGGGAGCUUGAUUACCAUCGAGAAUAUACUAGCCAACUUUGCUCACCCAAAUCCAAUGUGCCGAAACUACUCUUGGCAUCAUUAGUCUAAUUCCUUCUCGUGUAACAAACUGUGCGAUGCAAAAGUUUUUCCAUGUCCGGCCAUUGUUAAGUGCAACUCUACAUGCAGGAUACAAUGAAAGUUUGUAUUUAAUCCA